Striga asiatica is the source of this 513-nucleotide messenger RNA. NCBI's taxonomy places the organism in Eukaryota, Viridiplantae, Streptophyta, Magnoliopsida, Lamiales, Orobanchaceae. The record is from the annotation of a GenBank genome assembly.
ACCUCACUCGAGUUCAGAACACGAGCCUACGAGCUUGUGCACGACAAGGCAACAUGGCAGACAAGUGUUAUUACAGGAAAAGAGAACAAUAGUUCAAAAGACAUAUGGUCCGGGAGCAUAACUAGGGUAUGGGGCAGACCUUGGAGUAUUAUGCAACUGACCACCGAGAUUAACGGGACCUUGAUUGUUCGUCAUCGGAAAAUGGAUCAUAGAUGGUGGCGAGCUCAGGUGAAGUGCGGCUGUAUUGAUAAAGAUUCGACUUUCUUAUUNCUUAUUAUUAAAAAAAAAAAGAAAUGGGCAAAAAGGAGUGAAAAUAAAUCUUUGUCCUCUGCUUCAGGCUAUACGGGUCGGUACAUGAUGAGGUUUCAGACCGAGUACACAUCCGACAUUAUGAACAAGGCCACAGUGCCUUUGGACGUGAAGCUGGGAAAAUGGUUCUUCAGUCAUCCUCCGGGGUUCAGCUCAACAUUUUUUGCAUUUAAUUUGAAUUUUGUCUUAUUAAGAUACCCAUAG